This is a messenger RNA of Mollisia scopiformis, 780 nucleotides long. RefSeq names its product S-adenosyl-L-methionine-dependent methyltransferase. Bases 1 to 780 code for a protein of 259 amino acids. The record is from RefSeq and is a predicted model, not a curated record. NCBI's taxonomy places the organism in Eukaryota, Fungi, Ascomycota, Leotiomycetes, Helotiales, Mollisiaceae. The transcript is spliced from 2 exons.
AUGGCCUCCAAACUCCUCGAGAUACUGAUGCACAUCAUCCAACCUCUGUAUUUCCUACUCGUCUCCGCAUCCUAUAUCCCAACCACCAUCUUCCAUCUCCUCAUCGCUGGCGACUUCAACACCCUGUUCUCGCUAUCCCUCUUCAAAGAUGCCUGGUUCGCCAACUUCUGGGGCCGCGUCGGGCCCGAGGCUCGAGAGAUGUGUGCUCCUCGAGCAGGACCUCUGAUUGAGUCAGCACACGGCAUCGUGCUCGACAUUGGUCCCGGGAGCGGAGAGUGGUUGAAGUUAUUCGACAAGAGCAAGGUGACGCGGAUUCUUGGCGUAGAACCAAACCGAGAUCAUCACGCUGCGUUGAAGAAGAGGAUCCAGGAAGCGGGUCUGGAAGGGAUCUACGAGAUUGUUCCUGUCGGGGUGGAGGAUUUGGGGAGUAAGUGGGUUGGGGAAGGGGAGGUUGAUACUGUUGUCACGAUUCAGUGUCUUUGUAGCGUUGAUGAGCCGAGGAAGAUGAUUGAUGAGUUGUAUGGGUAUCUGAAGGAAGGGGGUAUUUGGGUGCUUUAUGAGCAUGUGGUGGCUUUUGAGCAUCAGGGGAUGAUGAUUAAGGGGUAUCAAUCGGCCAUCGAUAUCGUGUGGCCGCAUUUUAUAGGCGGUUGCUCGAUCACGCGGGAUACAGGGAAGUGGAUGAGGGAAGCGGGAAACUGGUCGAAGGUUGAUUUGUAUCAGCCAGAUGAUGAGCCAAGUUAUAAUGUUCUUCCACAUGUAAUGGGGACUCUCACGAAAUGA